Salvelinus fontinalis (brook trout) is the source of this 4972-nucleotide messenger RNA. Its product is annotated as erlin-2-like. Gene Ontology annotation, cellular component: endoplasmic reticulum membrane; endoplasmic reticulum. Gene Ontology annotation, biological process: SREBP signaling pathway. Bases 144 to 1175 code for a protein of 343 amino acids. The record is from RefSeq and is a predicted model, not a curated record. Gene Ontology annotation, molecular function: ubiquitin protein ligase binding; cholesterol binding. NCBI's taxonomy places the organism in Eukaryota, Metazoa, Chordata, Actinopteri, Salmoniformes, Salmonidae. The transcript is spliced from 13 exons.
GCAUGACGCAAAAUGAGGAAGUGAACUUUGUAGUAGGUGUUAGCAAAUGUUGUUAGCGAAUAAGUUUUGUAUGUAUUUAUGGAGGAGGCACCUCGUGUAAUAUUACAGACUUAGAAAGUGGAACCAAAGAUACUGAACCAAAGAUGACUGAACCUUCACGUGCGAGCUCAAGUUUCACCACCUGGAUGGCACAGUUGGGUGCCAUUGCUUCAAUAAUCUGUGCGAUUGGAGGCGCAGCUCUCUUCGCCUCUGUUCACAAGAUUGAGGAGGGACACACUGGAGUUUACUACAGGGGAGGAGCUCUCCUGACCACCACCAGUAACCCUGGGUUCCACCUCAUGAUGCCUUUCAUCACUAACUUCAAGUCUGUGCAGACCACUCUACAAACAGAUGAAGUGAAGAAUGUACCAUGUGGCACAAGUGGGGGAGUGAUGAUUUACUUUGACCGGAUAGAAGUGGUGAACUACCUGGUACCCUCAGCAGUGUAUGAUAUAGUGAGGAACUUCACAGCGGAUUACGACAAGGCCCUGAUAUUCAACAAGGUUCACCAUGAGCUCAACCAGUUCUGCAGCGUCCACUCUCUACAGGAGGUCUACAUCGGCUUGUUCGACCAGAUAGAUGAAAACCUGAAGCUGACCCUACAGGAGGAUCUGACCUGCAUGGCUCCUGGACUCAUUAUACAGGCGGUCCGAGUCACGAAGCCCAACAUCCCUGAGAGCAUUCGGAAGAACUACGAGAUGAUGGAGGCUGAGAAGACAAAGCUUCUGAUUUCUGCUCAGACUCAGAAGGUGGUGGAGAAGGAGGCGGAGACAGAGCGGAAGAGGGCUGUGAUCGAGGCAGAGAAGUUGGCUCAAGUGGCUGAAAUCAAGUUUAGCCAGAAAGUCAUGGAGAAAGAAACAGAGAAAAGGAUCUCUGAAAUCGAAGACGGAGCAUUCUUGGCUAAGAUGAAGGCCAGGGCCGAUGCAGAGUUCUACACAGCAGAGAGAGCGGCCGAGGCCAAUAAGUUGAAGCUGACGCCAGAGUAUCUGCAGCUUAUGAAGUUCCAGGCCAUAGCAGCUAACAGUAAGAUCUACUUUGGGAGUAAGAUCCCCCAGAUGUUUGUUGACUCUGGCCCCUCCACUAAGGCCUCUGAUGCCAUGGACGUCCUAACUGAACAGAUCCUGGACCUAGACUGAUGGAGGGAUGGAAAGGAGAAGAGACCCAUCCCAGGACUGGAGCUGUGGAGCUAGGCCCAUGCCAGCCACAAGGUGGGUGAAAGAUGAGCCUUGGGUACGUGUCCCAAAUGGAAUCCUAUUCCCUAUAUAGUGCACUACUAUUUUUUGAAGUAUCUGGCCAGUGAAAAUCUUAGUUUAAAAAUUGAUAUUCUGUUAACUCAUACCAAAAUGUUUUUGACUUGUCUUAUUCAUAUUUGUGGCCAAAGAACUUUAUACAUUUUUAGGGAAAAAACACUUCAAAAACCCCACCUCAAACAGUCCAUUAAAAAAAAAAUGUUAUGCUUGCUAUUUUCUCAUAAAACAUGUCACGUUGGCUGAGCUGGCCAAUGAGCGGUCUACUAGCGUGAAUAUUUUUAAUGACCAGUAUACGGCCACACCAUUCUGUUGUUGGGUUACGCCCACACCAUUCAAACACAGGAAAGCUGCUUUUUAACAUAAUUAAUUGCCAGGUUUUUUGGAAGGAAAACUAUUUCACUCAUAUGUUAUUAAUUAUAGGUCAUAUUUCAUAGAAGUCUGGUACACAGAUACUUUAAAGAGGCAAUCGGCAGUUGCUACGUUCACGCUUGUUUUACUCCAGUGUUUGUUCACAAAGUAAAUGUAAACAAACACUAUAUAGCCUCAACAUGACCCAUAGCUCUGUUUAUUAAUUUUAGUGGUUACAUUCUUCCAGCCCCAUCCCUCAUCUUUUUACCAAACAUUUAAAAAUAUAUAUACUGCUGAUUGCCUUUUGAAAGCGCAACUGAAGGCAAACAACUUCUCUGAUAGAAAAUGGCAUAUGUGGCAUCUAUAUUAGUCAAACAUUUAUUCUAGUGUCAAAAUUUACUACAAAGUGUAAAUAGGAUAAUUUUGUACAUAAAGUCAGUCUUGUCCAAAACUGAGUUUUGUAAGUGAGUUCUUCAUGACUUACUUGAGGGUUGGGUUUUGAUUUCAACAAUGCUCACUUGCCCACUAACACAGGGUUACACAGCUGUGGUGAUUGCCUCUAUCCAAUCCUACUGCAGAACACACAGACAGUGAGACAUACCUGCCCAUUAGCAGGUAACCCGGGACCGGUUUAAAAAAUGAAUGGAAGUAUGGAGGUGGUUUUGUGCCUACAAAAAAAGGGGUUAAAUAUGUGUCCCAAAAAACUAAAUAUUUCCUGAACUUUCUUAUAUCUCCUAGAUAUAGGACAGACACUUCAAAACCUUAUCCCUUAUGAUUUCCUGUCUUUUUUCCCAUUAAUGAAUGUAUUAUUCAGUGCAUUUCUAAAGCCCAAAUUAUAUUUUUAAUCACAUUUUUGUAUAUAUUUUUUUGAUACCUGCAUGGGCCUAAAAUUCCAAAUCAAAUGGCUAACUGAUCCAUGGUUUGACCAAUUCCAUGUCAGCUUAGUAGAACCCCUACCCAUAAGUGCACUACUACCCAUAAGGCUCUGGUCAAAAAUAGUACACUAUAUAGGGAAUAGGGUGCCUUUUGGGAUGCUACCCUGGACCGGAGGUUUUACUAGCCCUACAACAGACUAUUCUAAGAUUGUAUGCGAAACAAUGAUAUAUUGAAUGUAACAGUGUGGUUUGGGACAUUUUAAACAUGAAUUGAACUUUUGCAAGUGUAUGAUGUAUGUUUUGUAACUUGAUUUAAUUGGUAGUGCUUUCAUGUAUUUUCUAUGUUUUGCAUAGCUCAUAAUACUGUAAGUGUAUGAGAUAGUUGUGUAUGAUUAACUACAUUAUUAAUGAUUCAUUUACUUAAUCAUACACAAUACAUUGUUUGGAAUACCUAGUUUCUUCAUACAGAUCCCUCUCCUAUAUGAAUUGGCUGACUGUCUUUAUCUUAUCUCACCAGGAUCUUAUCAUAAUAGCAGAUGUAACAGAUCUUGACUAGCCCACUGAAUGAACAUUACUUGACCUCUGUUUCAGAGAGUGAGCAUUGAUAUUCAAUUGUUUUUUGACUCAAGAAAAGUCCAGGUUGACUUGUUUUUCUCUCAAUUAUCUAGUUAUGCUGGACAAAAGGCCAUUGUUAUAUUCAUGUCUGCUCUUGAGAGAGUGUCCUAGACACAACAGAGAGUAUCUGUUAGACUUGAGAUAUUGAGAAACAAGCUUCUCCUUGAGUGUAAACAUUGUCCCAUGCUGGAAAAGAGAGAACAAUGGCUUCUCUGUCAGUAGUAGUCAUAGUAUGAGGGAUACAGAUGAACACAUUGACAAACCACCCUCCACUCAAAGCACUUUCUACUGGUGGUGUUUGACGGUUGGUCUCAUGCUUUGCCACUCAUUUUAAACCAUCCCAUUUUAUUUUCUGGUAUUGACUACAAAUGUUGUAGGAAUGGCAAUGAACUACACAGAUGGAAACCUUUUCUGAAACUGAGGCAGACUUUGGGCUGAAACUCUCCUGGUCUUGCUUGGGAAGGGGGGUGACAUUAGAAAAGGGUUUGGGACUCACUAUAAAAGUAUAAAUUAUCUUCCGCAUCAAAUCUUCCUGGGAAUUUUGGAUUUGUGACAUUAUCUAAUUGUACAUUAUACAAAAAGUUCUACAUGCAAUACAAGCCUCACACUCAUUGAUGAACCAUCUUAACCCUCUGCUAUUGCCUAUCCCCAUGAUUUGGUGAAGGGGUGAUACCACAUAAAAUCCAAUUUUAUUGGUAACACACAUAUAUUUAGCAGAUGUUAUUGCGGGUGUAGUUAAAUGCUUGUGUUCUUAGCUCCAACAGUGCAGUAGUAUCUUAACAAUUCACAACAAUACACACAUGUAAAAGAAUGGAAUUAGGAAAUAAAUUAAUAUUAGGAUGACCAAUGUCAGAGUGGCAUUGACUAAAAUACAGUAUGAAAUUAGUAAAGCAGUAUGUAAACAUUAUUAAAGUGACUAGUGUUCCAUUAUUAAAGUGACCAGUGACUCCAUGUCUAUGUACAUAGGGCAGCAGCCUCGUAAGGUGCAGGGUUGUGUAACGGGGGACAGCCGGCUAGAGAGCGCUAUUUAACAGUCUGAUGGCCUGUCCAACCACUCCCAGUUCAGUAUUCGAGAAAAAAAUUAAAAUAGCAACUUUUGUCGUUAUCUGCUAGGCAUUUCAUACAGGUUCUACAUGAAGAAGAAAAAAGAUUCCCCUGACAUUGGAUAUUAAGAGCAUUACAGGUGCGUGCUUUAACAGUAGAUUUUAUUCUGAUUAGUCCUUUCUCGUCUGCGGUUCAUGACAGACCAUGUCCAUAGAUGUUAAUCUCGUCAGUGUGACGCAUGUUUGUUGAAGAUUGGACCAGACCUCGUUAUUUUCGAAAUAAAAUCUAGUCAUCUUACAUGGAAAGGAAUGGUGGAAAGAAAAAAACAAUAGUGUGUUUUUUUUCUUGUUAUUAGCUGACAUAUGUUAGUCAUUCAUAUUGGAAGGAUGAGUCAAUGGUAUAAACAUGUAAUGGGGUUUUCAUGAAAGAUGCAACAGCAGCUUUUUGACUCUUUCACACACUGGUGCCCUCAGUGUAGUGUUAGACUGAGUUCAUUUGGGGUGAAUCAUUUGUAUGUUUUUCACCAACGCUUUGACUAAAGCAAUGACAACUUGUUUGAGAGGCACUUGUGUUGUAUCCAUUAAACUGUUCUCUCAAUGUAACACUGGUUUGUUCUGGCUGAGUUAGCUUCGUUAGCCGUGUGAGUGACAACCUGUAUAAACUGUUUGUUAGACUCUCUCAGGUUGACUUGACUGAUAAUGACUUGAAGGAGACUCUUUUUGCGCUCGCUCACUGAUGUUAAAUUGUGAAUCAGAAAUCCAUAAUUUUGUAACGUACACAAUAAAAUGUGUUUUUCUUUGA